AUGAGGGUCACCACUUUGGUGGACAAGAGCGAAGAGGCCCUGGACAAGGACAAGAGCGAGGAGGUGCCGGGCUUGGAGCUGCAGCUGCGGGAGGUGGUGGAGCGCCUUCGCAAGGAGUCGGAGAAGAUUUGGCCAAAGAUCAGCGCCUACGAGGCGAGCAUCGCCGAGCUGAGCAACACCAUGUGCGCCACCCAGAAGAAGCUGCACGCGGUGCGGCACACGCCCACGCGGGAGGCCGACGACCUGCGGACGCUGCUCAAGGCGCAGAUCAACGAGGUGAAGCGAAUGAUGGCGCAGUUGGGUCGGCUUCGGGACAUCCAGCGUGUCAACGCACAGGAGAUCGGCAUGGUGGAGCGUGAGCGCGCGAAGCUGUCGCGAUACUGCCAAGUCAGAGAGCUGCUGAAGGAGGGCGACCGGCAGAAGCUAUCGGACAAGAUCCGGUUGUUGCAGGACGACACCGACAAGCCUGGAGCUUGUAGCCGGGUCGGGGCUUGGGAGAGCGAUGCUGACUGGCGCACCUGGGCGGAGCUUUGGGCGUCCUGGGACCCCAACGAGGCGACGCGGGCAGCGCUGCUUGCAGAGAGCCCCGGGUCGCUGCGGAAGCUGCUGGGCGCACGCCUGGAGUUCGGCACCGCGGGGCUCCGGGGGCCUAUGGGGCUGGGCAGCGCUCAGAUGAACGACCUGGUGGUGCUGCAGACCACCCAAGGCGUCUGCGCGUACCUGGAGUCUAGGCUCGGGGAGGCCGCGCCGCGGCGCGUGUGCGUGGGCUUUGACCACCGCGCCGGCGCCGGCUGCACUUCUAGGAGCUUUGCCCUGCAGGUGGCCAAGGUCUUCCUCCAGCGGGGCUUCGACGUGUGGCUCUACCGCGACUUUGUGGCCACGCCUUUGGUGCCGUGGGCCAUGGAGCGCCGGGGCUGCUGCUGCGGGGUGAUGAUCACGGCAUCGCACAACCCCAAGCUGGACAACGGGUACAAGCUCUACUGGAGCAAUUGCGCCCAGAUCAUCCCACCCCACGACGCGAAGGUUGCAGCUCUGAUCGAGGAGAACCUGGAACCCUGGUCUCAGGAGGCUCUGGAGGUGUUGGAGCACCCGCGCUGCAAGGACCCCGUGGGCGAGGGCCUCUUGGAGGACUACUUCCACAGCCUCCGGCGGCUCAAGUCGGCCGCCCCCGGCAAGGAUUUGCCCGUGGUGUACACGGCCAUGCACGGCGUGGGCCGCCCCUUCGUGGAGCGCGCCUUCGAGGCUUUCGGGCACCGCAGGCCGCAGGUGGUGGCGGAGCAGGGCGACCCGGACCCCGAGUUCCCCACCGUGGCCUUCCCGAACCCCGAGGAGGGGAAGGGCGCCCUGGCCCUGGCCUUCGACUUGGCGGCGGCCUCCGGCUGCGACCUCGUCCUCGCCAACGACCCCGACGCGGACCGCCUGGCGGCGGCGGAGCGCCAGCCCGGCGGCGCCUGGCAUGUCUUCACGGGCAACGAGCUCGGGGCGCUGCUGGGGCACUGGGCCUGGCGCUUGUGGCGCCAAAGUCACCCCGACCAGAGCCCGGACAAGGUGUGCAUGGUGGCUUCAACUGUGUCUUCGAAGUUCCUGGGCCGCGUGGCGGCCACAGAGGGCUUCCGCUUCGUGGAGACCUUGACGGGCUUCAAGUGGAUGGGCUCCAAAAGCGGCAGCCUCCGGGACCAAGGCUUCGAAGUCAUAUUCGCUUUCGAGGAGGCCAUUGGCUUCUGCGUCGGCGAUCUGGUGAAGGACAAGGACGGCAUCUCCGCGGCCGCGGUCUUCGUGGACAUGGCCCGCGCGCUGCGGGAGUCCAACAAGCGCUGCCUGCAGCACCUGGAGGCUCGAGAUCCUCGUCGGCCGAUGGGAGCCGCGAGUUCGGAGCGUGGGGUGGAGGCAUAA
Molecule: messenger RNA, 1893 nt
Organism: Effrenium voratum
Lineage: Eukaryota; Dinophyceae; Suessiales; Symbiodiniaceae
Source: the annotation of a GenBank genome assembly